Messenger RNA from Magnolia sinica, 1197 nucleotides. Its product is annotated as probable isoaspartyl peptidase/L-asparaginase 2. The transcript has 4 exons. Bases 63 to 1043 code for a protein of 326 amino acids. The record is from RefSeq and is a predicted model, not a curated record. Gene Ontology annotation, molecular function: hydrolase activity. Lineage: Eukaryota; Viridiplantae; Streptophyta; Magnoliopsida; Magnoliales; Magnoliaceae.
CGUGCCAGGGAGAACACAAGGAAGAGAGGGAGAGAGAAGCAAGAGAAGGAGAUAGAGAGAUAAUGGGGGGUUGGGCAAUCGCGGUGCAUGGAGGGGCUGGUGUGGACCCCAACCUGCCUGCUCAGCGCCAAGAAGAGGCCAAGAGACUCCUAACCCACUGCCUGCAUUUGGGCAUCUCCGCACUCCGCUCUUCUCUCCCAGCCAUUGAUGUUGUUGAACUUGUUGUACGUGAAUUGGAGACGGACCCACUUUUCAAUUCUGGCCGUGGAUCUGCUUUAACGGAGAAAGGAAGGGUGGAGAUGGAAGCCAGCAUAAUGGACGGUCCCAAGAGGAGAUGCGGUGCCGUUUCGGGUCUGACCACUGUGAAGAACCCGGUUUCUCUCGCACGACUCGUUAUGGAGAAAUCUCCCCACUCCUACCUUGCCUUUGAAGGGGCCGAAGAAUUCGCCAGGCAACAGGGGGUUGAAACGGUGGAAAAUGCAUACUUCAUAACAGAAGAAAACGUGGGAAUGCUCCAGCUGGCCAAAGAUGCAAAUACUAUCAUGUUUGAUUACAGAAUUCCAACGGAUACAUGCAGCGGAGCAGCAGGGACCAUCGACAGCCCGCUACAAAUGAACGGCCUCCCCAUCAGCUUAUACUCGCAAGAGACGGUUGGAUGUGUGGUUGUCGACGCCCAGGGUCGUUGUGCGGCUGCCACAUCCACAGGGGGUCUCAUGAACAAGAUGAGCGGUCGGAUCGGCGACUCCCCCUUGAUUGGGGCAGGGACCUACGCAUGCGAUAUCUGCGCCAUUUCAUGCACCGGAGAAGGCGAGGCGAUCAUACGCGGGACCCUGGCUAGAGAAGUAGCGGCUGUGAUGGAGUACAAGGGCCUGGAUCUCCAAGAUGCUAUUGAUUAUGUGAUAAAGGAACGGUUGGAUGAAGGAAAGGCUGGUCUGAUUGCUGUGUCCAAUGAUGGGAAGGUGGGGUAUGGAUUCAACACCACUGGAAUGUUUAGGGGCUGUGCUACUGAGGAUGGGUUUAUGGAAGUGGGAAUUUGGGAGUAGUGUUUGAUUGAGUAGUGUGGGGUCCAUGGAAUGGUGGAACUAACAUAGGUGUUGGAGUCCAUCUCAAACUCUUUAAGGGAAAGUCUAUUUAUCGUAGGCUUGGUAGCUGUUGUUCUGUGGUUUGAAUUACUGGAAAUAUAGUUUAGCUUGUUCA